UCUUCCGCAAUGUCCUCUUCUUCCGCAGCUGACUGUCCACUUCGACCACUGUUUACUCUAUUUUACAAACGGAACAUAGCCUUUUUUUCCCUCAUAUUAGAAAACGCGAGGAUCAUCACUCUCCUUCCAUUGGGAGGAUCCAGUUAAUAAUGCAGGACAACACUUAUGAAUCAUAUUCCGUGGUGAAAGUGGUGAAAAUGAAACUUUUCCUAAAUACACUCGCAGUGACUUUGUUUUUACUCGACCAUGGUGUGUUUGGUGUUGAGACAGACAGAGCGUCAGUGAAGGAGGGAGAUUCAGUCACUCUACACACUGGUGUUCAAACAGACCAACAAGAAGAUAUUAAAUGGUAUUUCAGUGGCACUCGCAUCGCUCAAAUCAGUGGAGAUCUCAGUUAUAUCUGUACAGAUGAUCAGUGUGUAGGCACUGAGAGAUUCAGAGACAGACUGAAGCUGGACAAUCAGACUGGAUCUCUGACCAUCAUAAACAUCACAAACACAGACUCUGGACUUUAUAAACUAGUGGUAAUCAGCAGCAGCAGCAGUGAAAAGAUCUUUGAUGUUUCUGUCACUGGUGUUUCUGCUGCUGAACGAGAAGAAGUGAAGGAGGGAGAAUCUGUCACUUUAGAUCCUGGUGAAACUAAACACCCAAAUAAUGUGAUGACGUGGUAUUUUAAUGAUAUUCUCAUCGCUGAAAUCACUGGAGAUCAGAGUAAGAUCCGUAGAGAUGAUCAGUGUGAUGAGAGAUUCAGAGACAGACUGAAGCUGGAUCAUCAGACUGGAUCUCUGACCAUCACAAACACCAGAACCACAGACUCUGGACUUUAUAAACUACAGAUCAACAGCAGCAGCAGCAGCUUCAGUUUUAAGAGGGUCAAGAGUUUCAGUGUCUCUGUCACUGAUUCAGGUCUGUCUUCAGCUGCUGCAGCAGGAGUAUGUGCUGCUGUUGUUCUGCUGAUGGCUGCAGCUGGAUGUUUUAUUGUGGUUUACCGUCGCCGCAGAAGAUACAGACAAGCAGCACAGAAUAAGGAUGGUGAUGAUCCAAAAGAGAUUCCUUCGAGUUAUGGGAUGCCCUUAAAUCAGACUCAGGCCUAGCCUUCUAAGUAAACAACAUAGUGUAAUUCAUAACUUUUAUACUUUAAAAAGGGACACCUAAAAGAAUUAAAAAAAUGAUGAAGAGAAAAAGAUCAUCUGAAACUCUCGUCACUCACAAAGUGAUUCCAGGACAUUUUCUGUUGUAUGCCUGUUGCACUAUGUAUACAUAUGAAUGUUUAAGGUGUGGUUGGUAUUUUUUUUUUCAAAAACGCUUUAUAUAAAAAAAGAGUAGGGCAGAGUACCAAAACAAACUUGUAGCAAAUCAGCAUUAAGGGGCGUGUCUGCUCAUGAUGUGGAGGAGAGAGUGUUCAGCGCACAGGACGGAUAUUAGCCAAGCUGAGCGACGACAGAAAGAUAGAGAUGGUGAUAAAAACAGAAGAAGAAAACGUCUGUGAAACAAAAGAAGGCUUACGAUAAGGCACGAAGUAGGACCUGUGUAGAUUUCAGAACAGCUUUCCAGCGCUAGAGAGAACUCAAGGAGCGGAAAGUUCUGCAAUCGGACAACAUGGUUGCUUUGUUUCUUCUUUAUAGUUGAGUAACAUUGGUUUUGCUUUGUUUCAAAGAUCUAAUAGAUGUUGACUUUUGCUUAGAUAUGCUUGUCGUUUUCACUUGUUAGUUAAUCUGUUGUUUGUUGUUUGACAAUCGUAUUAUCGUUCCAGUCAACUAUGUUGAAGACACUGUCAGCCUGGAGAGAGAACACACGUCAAACCUGUUCAUCAAUUUGCACUGGCCACUAAUAGCUGCUUGCAUAAAAUUCAAGGCAUUAAUGUUUGCCCUCAAAACCACCACUGGCUCUGAACCCCUUUACUUAAAUUCAUAGACUUAUGUGCCUCUAGAAGCUUGUGUUCUGCAAGUCAACCUUGCAUCAUUGUUCUUCCCAAAGAGACACAAAAUCACUUUCACAGACUUUUGUAUUAAAUGUUCCCUCCUGGUGGAAUAACCUCCCCAACUCAAUCCCAGUAGCUGAGUUCUUAGCCAUCUUCAAUAAUCAGCUUAAACUCAUCUCUUCCAUCUUUAUUUGAUCCUCUAACUCUAGCACUCUCUAUUCUUUUCUUUAUAUAUAAAAAAACCAUUUUUAGACUCUAUUUAUUUAAUAGCUGCUUGUUUUCUUAAAAAAAAAAAAAAAACUAACACUAGCUUUACUAGCUCUAAUCUUUUUGUAUUUAUUUGUAUUAUGUAUCAAAAUUUAUUUGACAUUAACCGAGAGAAAUGUACCAAGAGAAAACAUUACCGUCUACAGGCGCGAGAGGGCGCUCUAUGCUGCUCAGUGCUCCUGUAGUCUACACUGAAGACAUAGAGCGCCCUCUCAAUGCUGUAGACUUAUGUUUUCUCUUGGUUCUUGGUUCUAAAUAAAUGCGACUUAUAGUCCAGUGCGACUUAUAUAUGUUUUUUUCCUCGUCAUGACGUAUUUUUUGAAUGAUGCGACUUAUACUCAGGUGCGACUUAUAGUCCGGAAAAUACGGUAUAUAUAUAAAAAAACGUACGUGUUACGUGUACUGUAUUUUUAGCUAACUAAGACUUGUAAUAGCACUUAUCAUCCAGGUAGAUGCUGCACACUGGUGGUGGAUGAGGAGAUAGCCCCUGAAAAUGUAAAAGCGCUUUGAGUGCCUAGAAAAGCACUAUAUAAAUGUAAGGUAUUAUUAUUAUUAUAUUUCAUUGCUCUUUUGUUGAUUUUGAUUGCUUCCUCUGUUCUCAUUUGUAAGUCAUUUUGGAUAAAAGUGUCUGCUAAAUGUAAAUGAAUAGUGAAAAAAAGUGAAAUUUUAAAAAAGUAUUUUCAGUGUCCUGUAGUUGGCAUUAUGAAGUAGAGAGUAAAACCUUCUAAUAUCUUUGAAACUCAGUAAAACUACACACUCAGAAAAAAAGGUACAACAGCUGUCACUGGGGCAGUGUCUUUUCAAAAGGUACACUUUUGUACCUUUUAUAUUUAUAUUUAUGCAUUUAGCAGACGCUUUUAUCCAAAGCGACUUAUAGUGCAUUCAGCCUAACGUUUUUUUUUACCUUACGUGUACCUUUUAGGUACUAAUAUGUACACUUAAAGUACUUAUAUGUAUCUUUAAGGUACCAAUAUGGACUCUUUAGGUACAAAGUUGUGCCUUUUGAAAAGGUAUCAACCCAUUGACAACUUUUUACCUUUUUUUCUGAGAGAGCAGAGUAUCCAAAAAUAUACUCAAGUACGGAAAUGAAUUACAUUCACUCAAAUACUUUAAACCUCUGCUUUGGACAAUGACACUGUGUGCCAAUUUUGAAGUCAAUCACAGUAAGUAUUGUGUAGAUAAGUCCAUUUGUACCGUUUUCCAUGUUAAAACACUGCCAAGUGGUCAGUCACUGUGUCCUUUUUAAUGUAAUCAAAAUAUGAGCGCUUAUAUAUGCGUGCCGAGCUCAGUGAAAAAUCUCAUCUUGGUCACGAGUUAUAGCCAUUUUAGUGAAAGUGGCUUCACCCACUUUGAGCAUUUUGGUGUUCCUUGAUGACUGUGAAUCGAAAUUUAACUUUUUGAUAAUUAUAGACACCAGGGAAUGUUUCUGAUCCAGUUUGGUUUCGACCUGGCUAAAAACCUAGGACUAGUUCGCAAAAGUAGUUUUUUCAGAAAUGCCAAAAUACCCAAACAUUUUGCCUCGAUCAAAUCUGCCUAUAUCAAAUCUUUGUACUUUUCAUCACUAUAGCGCCCCCAUCAGGCUGAUUGGUGCAAGCCUUAGUGACAUUGGGGGCUUUCGCACUGCACAGAUAGAGAACCAAUUUCUCCCUCGGGCCAUUUUCCUGGUUGCAUUCACACCGGCAGCAGGAACGCUGAAGAGGCUGAGUUUGUAAAAAUGCUGAAAGUUUUCUGUGAGGGGUGAGGUUAGGUGUAGGGUUGUUGUAGGGCAAUAGAAAAUACAGUUUGUACAGUAUAAAAACCAUAAUGACUAUGGGGAGUCCCUACAAAGAUAGUACACCAGACGUGUGUGUGCACGUGCAAUUCACAAUGCAUUUUUGUCACAUAAAUGUUUUGCCAUGAAUAGAAAUGAUGUCACAUGCCAAACUCCUUACAACUGAUCUUGGCAUAAUAUGAAUAAAUAAGAACUGGACAUAGAUGAUUUUGUUUCAUUAACAUUCAUUUUCCAGUGUUUGUAGUAAGGUAUGCAAAUAGUUUAAAUUAUCUGUGUAUAUAAAGAGGUUUUAUUUUGUAGUAAAAGUCACGAAUCACAUGCCUUUCCACUAGCAGAAUGUUUUUGAAUUGUUUGUUUCUCCUUUAACUUUGCAUCAGCCUGUAUACCAUUUACUUUCUGAAACAAGCAACAAUUACUUGAGAUAUAUAUGUAUGUUCAUGUGCUUAAUCCCAUUUAAAAAAUAAAUUGAUACCAUUACCAUUAAA
Molecule: messenger RNA, 4444 nt
Organism: Carassius gibelio (silver crucian carp)
Lineage: Eukaryota; Metazoa; Chordata; Actinopteri; Cypriniformes; Cyprinidae
Exons: 5
Coding region: 150-1094 (314 amino acids)
Source: RefSeq, a predicted model, not a curated record